Molecule: messenger RNA, 179 nt
Organism: Racocetra fulgida
Lineage: Eukaryota; Fungi; Glomeromycota; Glomeromycetes; Diversisporales; Gigasporaceae
Source: the annotation of a GenBank genome assembly
AUGAAAUGAACUCCCAUUGGAACGAUAUUCCCCAAGAAGAUGAAAACUCCUGGAAUGAUAUCAAAGAUCGACCCACCUAUACAGUCGAUUCUGAAGAAUUCGAAGAAGAUUCUUCAAAUAACUUUACACAACCAACAGUAGAGGAGAAUCAAUCAACUGAUUUUUCUCAAGAUACGCUU